AGUACCUGGGCUGGUUGUAUGAUGAGUAUGUCAACUGGACAGGUUCUUGAUUCUCCUCUCUCCAAUAACCCCCAAAAGUCCUUUACUUCGUCGUUUCUCCAUCACAUCACCAAUCACUAGCACCACAUUCUCUCCCUCUCUGUCUUCAUGAUGACGAGGCAGGCCACGCGGUUCACGCCUGAAGUGCUGAUUUCGGCCCCGCGUCGUUCAACUGGAGUCCCAAACUCCACUGGGGAGCUCGUUCUCUACACGAUCUCGUCGUACUCAUUCGAAAGCCACUCCAAGUCGUUCCAGAUCCGUGUUCUCAAUAUCAAAGAUGACUCUUCCCAUCUCGUUUCCGAGGACGCUCAUGUUAGCGAUCCUAUUUGGAUUGGAGAGAAAGAAAUUGCCUUGAUUAGAACAAACGAUAAUGGAUGCUCAUCUCUCUACCAGCAGCAUGUCUUGGAUGGUUCCGAGGCACGCUUGAUCAAAUCUUUUGCAGGCAGCAUCUCUAACCCAAAGGCAAAAGCACUAUCUGAUGGCAAGGUUGCGUUCAUUUGCUCCGCAUUGACUACGCCCAAGGGCAACAUGUAUUGGCAGGCAACCGAGCCCAAGACAUACACAACUGCUAAGAUAUAUACUGGCCUUUUCGUUCGCCAUUGGGAUGCCUGGAACACCGAGAAUCAGAACUCGCUUUGGUAUGGCGUGAUUACCAAGAAAAAUGGUAGAUGGGCGUUUGAGAAUGAUGGGCUCACAAACCUCUUGGCGGGUACACAACUGAGCUCACCUGUCCCUCCUUUUGGUGGAGCAGGGGACUUUGACAUCUCAGAGAAUGGCAUCGCCUUUGUUGCUAAGGACCCAGAGUUGAACCCGGCGAGAAACACCAAGACAGAUCUGUACUACGUACCCAUCAGAUCUUGGACAGACAAGCCUCCUCAGCCACAGAUCGUCAAGACUGGACGACUGCGCGGCUAUAGUAGUGCGCCUACUUUCUCCAAUGAUGGCAAGAGGUUGGCAUUUGCUAGAAUGAAGCACCAGCAGUAUGAAUCUGAUAAGACAAGACUUUUGUUGAUCCCCAACGUGGACGACUUAAGUAACGUUCAAGAGUUUUACCAGACAGACGAUGAUGAGGGCGGCUGGGAUUUGAGGCCUGAUUGGGUCGUUUGGAAAAAAGACGACACCGAGCUGUAUGUUGCGGCUGAGAAACAUGGGAGAUCAAUGCUUUGGAAAUUACCGUCUGAUACUCUGAAAGCUCGUGAUCUUCCCGAGGCCAUUCACAAAGAAGGGUCUGUCGUUGAGGCACACACUCUGGAAGGCAGUGACUCUCUCUUCAUUACAUCCAAGUCGCGAAUCGAGAGCUCGAGCUACGGAGUCCUGGACCCAGAGACCAAGGUUGUCAAAGUGAUCUCCACCAGUUCCAAGAACGGCAAGACAUUCGGUCUCUCCACGUCGCAAGUGACAGAGAUUUGGUUCCCGGGAUCCGCCGGCUAUGACAACCACGCUCUUGUGAUGCUGCCUUCCCACUUCGACAAAAACAAGAAGUAUCCUUUGGCCUUCCUAAUACAUGGCGGCCCUCAAUCAGCGUGGACAGAUGAUUGGAGUACUCGUUGGAACCCGGCCAUCUUCGCUGAGCAGGGCUAUAUAGCUGUGUGUCCCAACCCCACUGGCAGUACAGGAUACGGGCAAGCUCAUAUUGAUGCGAUUACCAACCACUGGGGAGGUGCCCCAUACGAAGAUCUGGUGAAGUGUUUUGAGUAUCUCGAGAACCAUGUCGAUUAUGUUGAUACGGAUCGAGCUGUUGCUUUGGGAGCCUCGUACGGUGGAUACAUGAUUAACUGGAUUCAAGGUCAUGAUUUGGGCCGUAAGUUUAAAGCCUUAGUGUGCCAUGAUGGCGUUUUCUCAACACAAAACCAAUGGUCCACCGAAGAGCUCUUCUUCCCCGAGCAUGAUUUCGGUGGAACAUUGUGGGAGAACCGUGCUGGAUAUGAGAAGUGGGAUCCGUCUCUGCACACUGGCAAUUGGUCCACCCCUCAGCUGGUCAUUCAUAACGAACUCGACUACCGACUGCCCAUCUCAGAAGGAUUGGCCAUGUUCAAUGUCUUGCAGGCUCGUGAAGUGCCUAGUAAGCUCGUCAUGUUCCCUGAUGAGAAUCAUUGGGUGCUGAAGCCGGAGAACUCACUCGUUUGGCAUAGAGAGGUCCUGGAUUGGAUCAACAAGUACAGUGGCAUCGCAGAUGAUCAGGCCAAGCUUGAGAAACAGACUGAGGUGAUGACUAUAUGAAUACGUCUGUACCAUCGAGGAUGUUAUUAGGCUAUUAUAUUAGGGGAGGAGACUGUGUUUCGAGGUAAACACUUGGAUAAGCUUCCAGGUUGGAAACGCGUCAUGACGUGAUAUGAUAGGAAAUCGUAUUAUUAUAUUUCGUCGAUUUAUUAUCCAGUAACUAGAACAAGACUCUCGUGGUAUCUCGUGGAUCUUCGAGGCAAUGGCAGCCUACAUAUAACCAAAGGCUGUUAAUAAUGGUACCACGUGUCUCAGAGCGGCUCAUAAGAUUAAUCAUAAGCUCGCCAUGAACUUGCAACGACCCUAAUCACAAGAAGCGUGAUCGUCGGUACAUGACAACCGAGGUAUGGAUAUGUAAGGUAAAGAAAUUACAAUGCUAUAUUCGAAGGUAUUCUACUUAUUGCAGAGAUGAUCAAAGCUAGUGCACAAUGUAGCAGAAC
This is a messenger RNA of Fusarium verticillioides 7600, 2699 nucleotides long. RefSeq lists its product as hypothetical. The coding region runs from base 148 to 2259 and encodes 703 amino acids. The record is from RefSeq and is a predicted model, not a curated record. Gene Ontology annotation, molecular function: serine-type endopeptidase activity. NCBI's taxonomy places the organism in Eukaryota, Fungi, Ascomycota, Sordariomycetes, Hypocreales, Nectriaceae. Gene Ontology annotation, biological process: proteolysis. The transcript is spliced from 6 exons.